AUGGAGAAAUCAGAACCCAGCAUCGGCUCACUCGAGAACACCCAGCUCGGCACGUACCAGGAUGAACAGCUGUACCGAUUGGGAUACGCACCUCAGCUGCGCCGCACGCGCAAGCUGUCGACGAUGAUCUUCAUGUCCCUGUCGAUUGCGUCUAUUCCCUAUGGAGUCGGUAGCGCCCUCAUGAACGCCGUCUAUGGCGGCGGCCAAUUAUCCCUGUUUAUCGGACUCUUGGUGGUGUUAGUGUUGGAUGGUUGUGUCGCUUUAUCUCUUUCAGAACUCGCUUCGAGAUACCCUACCUCAUCUGGAAUCUAUCACUGGUCAUUCCAGCUCAUGAAGAAUAGCGGCAGCAGGAAGUUAAUCUCAUUUGUCACGGGCUGGAUCUGGCUGAUUGGAAAUUGGACUAUAUCCCUCUCAGUCAACUUCGGUAUUGCAUCUCUAGUUGUCGCUACAGUCUCUAUCUUCUAUCCCGACUGGACAGCCUCAUCCUGGCAAUUGCUUCUCAUCUUCUACGCCAUCUGCCUGCUCGUCUUCGUGGUCUGCUUCUUCCUCGACCACCUCCUCGCUCUCAUCGACACCAUCUCCGCCGCCCUCACCGUCGUGACUUGCACCGCAGUCGCCGUCACCCUCCUCGUCCUCGCAGAGACCGGUCGUCACGAUGCCUACACGGGCUUUUUGGGUUAUGAUCCCAGCUUCUCGGGUUGGGAAGAAAACUUCACCUUCUUCAUCGGCCUAUUGCCACCCGCAUACGCAUUCUCCGCACUCGGUAUGGUGACUUCUAUGGCCGAGGAAUGCACAGACCCAGAGAUCCAGAUUCCCAUGGCAAUGAGUCUGGUACCCGUAGUUGCCGGUAUUGCAGCUCUAGUUUUCGUGGUACCGAUUUGCUUCACACUCCCACCGCUACAGGACAUCAUCAAUGCUCCAUAUGGCCAGGCGUUGCCAUAUAUCAUUCACGUGGUGACAGGUUCACCCGCCGCAUCAAUCGUCCUCAUGGUUCUUAUUCUGUUCGUUGCAUUCUUCUGCUCCGUCAGUAUCACAACCACCGCCGGACGAUGCACCUGGGCCUUCUCCCGCGACGACGCAGUCCCCAUGUCCCGCAUCUGGUCCUCUACAUUCAGAGACAGCCCACUAGCCGCACUGUGCUUGGUGACCGGUAUUGAGAUGCUGCUGGGACUCGUCUACCUCGGCAGCAGCAGUGCAUUCACGGCGUUCGCGUCUGUGGGCGUGAUCGCUUUGGCUGUGGCAUAUGCGAUCCCCAUCGCGAUCAGCUUGUUCAUCGAUCGCCGGACGGAGAUCAGCCAGGCCCGGUGGAAAUUGAACCCUAUCAUUGGGACUACAGCCAAUAUCAUUGGAAUCUUAUGGAUCGCUUUCCAAGUGGUUCUAUUCAGCAUGCCUGUGACGCUGCCCAUCACCAGUGAAACGAUGACCUACGCAUCGGUGGUGUUUGUGGGGUGUGUUUCUUUAAGUUUGGCAUGGUAUAUAGCCUAUGGGCGUAAACAUUACAAAGGGCCUGUAGAAGAAGUUAGAAGUUGA
Messenger RNA from Penicillium paradoxum, 1530 nucleotides. RefSeq lists its product as uncharacterized. The record is from RefSeq and is a predicted model, not a curated record. Gene Ontology annotation, cellular component: membrane. Gene Ontology annotation, biological process: transmembrane transport. Gene Ontology annotation, molecular function: transmembrane transporter activity. NCBI's taxonomy places the organism in Eukaryota, Fungi, Ascomycota, Eurotiomycetes, Eurotiales, Aspergillaceae. The coding region runs from base 1 to 1530 and encodes 509 amino acids. The transcript is spliced from 2 exons.